AUGAGAAGACAAUGGGUAUGCUUUCGUGGUCCAAUCAUUCUAGACCGUAGACAAAGAAGGCAUACUUGUGUGUACGAUUCUAAGACUUUGAGAGCAAGAAGACUAAGAAACGCUGUAUCGCUGAACAACCUUGAUUUGGUCCGUCGCUUGCUCCAAACAGGAGUCAGCGCCAACAGCAGCGACAGCCAACGCAGAAGUCCUUUACAUUUGGCCUCCUGCAAAGGCUACACACAGAUGGUGAAGCUGCUCAUCGAACACGGAGCAGACGCCAACAUCAAAGACGACUUAGGAAACACUCCCCUACACUUAGCAGCCUGCACCAACAACAUAGAAAUCAUCACCCUCCUCCUAGACGGGGGAGCUGAUGUCUCAUCCCUAGACAACUGCGGUAGAAAUCCUUUACAGUUGGCUCAGAGCAAGCUGAGGCUGAUCAUAGAAAUGAACAAGAAGAGGAUCGAGCCUCCUGAGAUGCAGAAAUUGAAAGAUCAAGUGCAACAGGUGGUCAGUAUGUUGUUGACAUUUCUGCAGAAGCAGAAGGACGCUCGAGUCGAAUUGGACGAUUUGAGUGAUAAACUUAAUAAGUUGAAAACUUCAGAAAUUAAUGAUAUUGAUGGAGAGGUUUCGAAAUUGUUGGACGACUUGCAAAUCUUAGAGAUAAAGAAGUAAGUUAAAAUGUUAGUUUGUAAAUGUUGAUUAUUUAUAAUCAUGCAAUAGAUAUAAAGAUAUAUAUUUAAGGUGAACAUUUUUACUGAAGUUACUGAUCCAUGGGGACAGUUUUAUUCAAGAGUCAGUGAUAGACAUUCUUUCAAGAUAUUAAAAAUGUGUUAUUAAUGGGGCAAUUAUGCCGUAGCAGAGCUCAUGAAAUGGCGUUGUCAUGGCAACGCAUUCUUAUGCUUGUUCAUGGUAUUGAAAAUUAUGAAAAUGUCUAUUUAUUUGCCUAUUAUUUUACAUAUAAACAAGCAAUAGAGAAUGUUAUGAUAACUGCACCAUUUAAAAUUCUGUUAUCAUAUGAUUAUUCCUUGCUUGUUCAUAUGUAAAAUACACCUGUGCACACGGCAAAUAGAUAAACAUUUUCAUAAUUUUUACUACCAAGAACAAGCAAAAAAAAAGCGUUGCUAUGACAACGCUAUUUUAUGAGUUCUGUUACGGCAGAAUUGCCCCAUAAGUAAUAUCUUGGCAUAUAAUGAGAUUACAGAUUGAUUAUAACUGCCAUGAGAAAAAUCAGAAAAAAAUCUUUCACAACCACUUUGAAUAUUAUGGACUUUAAAGAAACUUAGAAAGUUGGUUUGCAAAUUAUGAGAGAGAUGGACAGAGUACAUGUUUACCAUGAGCGAGCGAGACAGAUAGUGUUGUCUCUGUUGGGGUCAAACAUUUGAUUUUAUGAUAUUUUCAUUUUUUAAGUCGUGUUUUUAAUAUGAAACUAACAAGUUUUGUACCAUUUUACAAUCCUGAUUAAACACGCGAACUUUUAAUAUCACUUGCCAAGGCACUUAGUACAUGGGACAUUUCCCAAAAAUGUAAAAUUGGGUUUAUAAUGAAACUCUUGUUGACUUAUUUGUUUCACUAAUUUAUUCCCUUAUGAUUUACAUGUGCAUAACUUAACUUAUUUAUUUAAUUUAUUAUUGUUUAUUUUAUUUAUUUAUUUAACUGGUUUUGCGAGUUACGCGGGUACUUUCUUAUGUCCUUUCUUAUUGACGCUUAAACUUGUACUGAAAAUUAUACCUAAUAUUUUGGGUUAAUAUUUUUUAUUGCCCUGUAUGGAGCAAACAGCUUUGUGCUUGUGCGUUGUUGCAUUUUUUGUACAUUGAAUUUUAAAAUUUUUGAAUUCAUAGUUUAACAAAUAGUUUUUACUCUAGAAGAC
This is a messenger RNA of Ctenocephalides felis (cat flea), 1861 nucleotides long. RefSeq names its product ankyrin repeat domain-containing protein 54-like. The transcript has 3 exons. NCBI's taxonomy places the organism in Eukaryota, Metazoa, Arthropoda, Insecta, Siphonaptera, Pulicidae. Gene Ontology annotation, molecular function: protein binding. Bases 1 to 666 code for a protein of 221 amino acids. The record is from RefSeq and is a predicted model, not a curated record.